Chanos chanos (milkfish) is the source of this 4416-nucleotide messenger RNA. RefSeq names its product tripartite motif containing 25 (gene trim25). The transcript has 11 exons. NCBI's taxonomy places the organism in Eukaryota, Metazoa, Chordata, Actinopteri, Gonorynchiformes, Chanidae. The record is from RefSeq and is a predicted model, not a curated record. The coding region runs from base 257 to 2332 and encodes 691 amino acids. Gene Ontology annotation, molecular function: protein binding.
UUGAACGUCCAGAUUAUAUUGUUCAUUGUGAAACGAGCUGUCAUCAAACAUCAGUCUCGGUGCAUUCUUCGCAAAGUAGGAACAGGUACAACUGCGGUCAUCGUCAUCUGAAAGUUAGCUAUUACCCGUGGACACACCAGAGACUACACUGUCUUCACUUAACUGCAUCUUCCUAUCUACUUUUUUUAAUGAUUAUCUGGCAUUCGAAUUGGAGGAUAACAAAUUAAACGAUUGUGACUGCGCGUAACCGAAGAGAAUGGCUGCGGAUAUACAGGAUCAGCUGUCUCUCCUGGGUCUCGAGGAGGAACUAACCUGCAGCAUCUGCCUGUGUCCCUUCGACAGUCCAGUGACUUUACCAUGUGGUCACAAUUUCUGUCAGAAUUGCCUCGACGAAACAUGGAAAACCAGCUACGUCUGUCCACAGUGCAGGACACACUUUAAUACCAAACCUGAGCUGAAAAAGAAUACCGUCCUCGCCACAGUUGUGGAAGCAUUCAGAAUGAGAUCAGGCGGUGAAAUUGCAGAGGAUAUACAAAUUAAGAAGGACGAGCCACCGGCGGUGAUGUGCGACGCUUGCUUGGAAGUGAAAGCCGUCAAAACCUGCCUCACUUGCAUGGCCUCUUACUGUGAGGAACACAUCAAGCCGCACCAAGAGAAUCCUGUGUUUCGAGCCCACCUUCUCAACGACCCGUUAUCUGACCUAUCGCAUCGUAUUUGUUCUGAGCAUUGCAAGCUCAUGGAGCUUUACUGCGCUGACCAUGAGCGCUGCAUAUGCAGCAGCUGUCUACAAAUCCAUAAGGGAUGCUCGUUCUGUACUUUGGACGAGCAGCGGACGAAGAAAGAGAAUGAAUUUCAGGAGAAGUUAACUAUGCUUGAUGGAAAGAUUGACAAGAAUCAGACAGUCAUUACACAGAUGAGAGAACAGCAGUCCAAAUUGAAGGACUCCGCAGCCAAUCGUAAGAGGGCCCUGCAGGCCGAGUACAAGCAGCUGAGAGAUUUGAUUGACAAAGAUGAGCAGGAAGCCCUUAUGGCAGUGGACAGGGAGCUGGAGACAGGUCAGAGCAAACUGGCCAUCCUUAUGAAGAAAUUUGACCAGAACGUGCAGAAGAUGCUCAGAGCCAAAGACAGCAUCAGCAACACCCUGGGCCAGUCACAGUCUCUGUCCUUCUUACAGGCUUCAGUGGAUCUGCCUUCAGAGGUGAAGUUUGAACCCUAUUCCCCUCGAAUCAAUCUCGACUCCAAGACUGUCAUAGGCUAUCACUCUUCCAUAGCUGCUAUGAAGGAGCUGGUCGGUAAAAUACUGACAGAGCAAGUGGAGAACCGGAUCUCACUUCUCAAACCAGGCAUUUUGGGACAGCCUGUCAGUCCUACCCUGCCCAACCCAUUUGAAACAGACACACCCAGUGCCAGACUUAGAGAUCCUAGUCCUGGAGCUGGUCUGAAAAGUGGAGGACUUGGUGCCAAAAAGAAGUCCCAACCAAACAAGAAACCCGACAACAAAGAACAAAAGGAACAGAAAGAACAUAAAGGACCAAAAGAACAAAAAGAACGCAGAGAACGUAAAGACCACAAAUCUGACAAGCAUCCCAAAAAACAGCCUCCGCCCAAUCGAGGGCCAGCCUCACCAUUCUCCAAGAGUACUGAUAACCUUUAUAAAGCAUUUGGAGGGACAGCUUCUUUUCCAGGACACGAUAACUUUCAAGCCAGUUACUUCCAAGCCGGACCAGUGUUGCAACCGUUAAUGCAACCAGUUGUUCAAACCAUGAGUCCUUCAGUGAAAAGAAGUGACCUUCUCCAGUACGGCACCAUCCUUAUGUUCGACGAAAAGACGGCGCACAAACGCAUCGCUCUCUCUGAAAACUUCACCAAAGCCUCGGUGUCGGAGGAGCCGUCCCCGUACUCAGACAACCCUGCUCGUUUUUCGGUCUGCUCCCAGGUUCUGUGCUCCAAGGGCUUCUCGCGAGGUCGUCAUUACUGGGAAGUCAAGAUGAGCAGCAACAACUUCUGCGGCCUGGGCAUAGCCUACGGGAGCAUCGACCGAAAAGGCCCCUCCAGUAGGCUGGGGCGAAACGCCCAGUCCUGGUGCGUGGAGUGGUUUAACGUCAAGCUGUCGGCCUGGCACGCCAACAGUGAGACGGUGCUGACCAACCCCAACCCGAAACGCGUCGGGGUGCUGCUCGACUGCGACGGAGGCUCCGCCACCCUCUACACCGUGGCAGAUCGCGCGUAUCCCUUCCACACCUUUGUCUUCCCCUUCACGGAGCCGGUGUAUCCAGCCUUCUGGAUCUUCUCCAGUGGUUCUUCCAUCGCCAUGUGUAAGCUCACCAGUUAAGAGAGCCUGACCUGUGUGAUCACUUACCACUGCAUUUUUCCUUUGAUUUCAAACAUCUUUACUCUGUUGUAAUCUCUCGUCUCUCUAAUCAAUGGCUGAUUUGCGCCAGUCAAAAUAUGGAUGGUUCUUUGUAUGUAGGAACCAGAAAUAAUCGGUAUAUCGAGGAAUACGAUUUGUGUUGGUUUUGGAUUUCUUGUGGUCUCUGAGGUUUCCCUGAUGUAUCUGAUAAUGCUUUUAACGUACUUCAGUAACACCAAGAUCAAUGCUGACCAUCGACCAGUUUUGUCGUUUCCUAAUCUUGCCCCACGAUGGUUUCCAGCGCUGCAUGUUUUAGAUGUCUACCUACUCAAAAUGACUCAUUCAACAUUUAAGCUAAAUAUCAGGACCUUGAUUAGCUUGCAUAAGUUGUGUUAGAGAAGGUAGAGCUAAUAUACGCAGAGCUUUGGACCUGUAGAAGAAUUGGGAAACAAUUCUAUAGAGUUUAAGUCAUAGGGUAUACCAUACUGGUAUUAACUCUCAUGAGAACGUCACACAACACUGAUGAAAUACAUCUGUGAAUCUCAUGCAUUUAUGAUGCCUACUGUUUCUAAUUGGUAGGCACAUUUAUUGUGUUGGUUGACCUUUGGCCAUGAUGAGCGCUUUAUUGACUCAUCAAGUUUGCAUAAGCCAGCGCCAAAGUCAAUACCUGUACCAGUUUCUGCCUUGCACCAAGAUUCGGCUGAUACUUCCAUUUAGGACAGUCAUUGCUGUGAGGCACUGGUACGCUCACCCAGCGAUACGAUUUCAGGUUAACGGGUAAAAGCUGGAGUUUAAAAAGUUGAAACUUUUUAAAGCCCAGCGGUAAGGAAAAAUCGAGUGCUUCUUUGUUUUAUGAGUAUCUAUUGGGUGUAUGAUUAUUUUCACUGCUCACACUGUUCACUGCUACUCAGUUUUUUUGGGGUCGUAGUAUCACAUGAGCGUACUUAUGUAACUUUUAAACAUUCCUGGCAACGCAGCUGAAAAUGAGUUAGCAUUCACAAGGCUGACCACAUAAGAGCAAGAUAAGGUUUGGGGAGGGACAGAAAACAGGCUGGUUUUUCUGCCAAACAGAGAAGGACCUGACUACCAUUCACGUGUUAGUUGACUAACGAUAGUUGGAUUUGGUCCUAAUAACUGAAUAGAAUUUAAUCUGAGGUGGGAAGGCAAAUGAUAAAAAGAGUAUUAUGUUCUGUCCACUGCGUAAGCCUCAGUUUGGACUUUAUGGUGUAUGUGACUGUUUUGCAAGUUUGAUUGCUUGUAGUUCAAAGCUGCUUGUGUGUUCUGUUUCCAUAUGUGGCACUAUCUCCGUGUAUGACUUUAAUGAGGUGAUACAUAACUGAACUUGGUGCCAUUAUUACAAAGCAAAGAUAUAAUUCAUCUUGCAGUGUAAACUGAUAAGCAAAUGUGUAUGAAGAAAGUGUUACUGCCUCUUGGUGGAAAUGUCUAAUCAGAGUUUUCCACAAAUCUAGCUGCAUGUGGACCUGUGUGUUUUGUUUGUAGUGUAGUGACGCUCUAUUUGAAACUGCUGGCUGCUGCUAUCGAAAGCUCAACAUUACACAUCUAUAACAUUAAUUCAUUAAAUUAAUUAAAAAGCAAAAACGAAAAAAACCAACAACACCAAAUAAAUGAAAAUAUUUAUUAUGGGCUUUUUCCAAAUUUCGCAUAAGUUUACAUUCAGUUCAGCUAGGUAAUGGCAACAGGAUGAGAAUUUCAAGAGCUCUGAUUUUAACAUACCCGUUUCUCUCUGGUCUUCAUAUUAUAUCCAACAUAUUAAACAUUCAAAUGGCAAGCUUUAAUGAAGUAAGGAAAUGAUUUUCUGUCCAGUAGCUUUAUUUUGUUUUUGGUUUACACUAAGGAUUAUAACGAACCUGUGUAAUGGUGAAACAAAUGUUUCUUCAGCCAAAAUUAUUUUCUUUUUUAUUGAUGGCUCACAUCUGGAAGAAAAUGUUUCGUUGAUUUCUAAUGGGCCCCCGUUAUCUUUCAAUGGGCAAUUGAUUGUUUUGUGGUUCAGUGUAUGAUGCUUUAUGUCUGAAAAGCCAAUAAAUGGAAAUAACUGAAAUGAGGAA